Messenger RNA from Galdieria sulphuraria, 690 nucleotides. RefSeq lists its product as hypothetical. The transcript has 2 exons. NCBI's taxonomy places the organism in Eukaryota, Rhodophyta, Bangiophyceae, Galdieriales, Galdieriaceae. The coding region runs from base 21 to 521 and encodes 166 amino acids. The record is from RefSeq and is a predicted model, not a curated record.
AUCGACAUGAACGAAAGAAUAUGUUGUAUAACAAUUUUGAAGAAAGAAAGAAUACUGGGAAACUUUCUCUGAGAAAAGCCUGCAAAACAGCGAUAAGGUUGUUGCGGUUGAAAACCAUCAGAAGAUUACAACGUUUGAAAGAAACGUCAUCUACUGUAAGAAAGGAAUUUGUAGAUAAAUUAGAAGUAUUGAGGAGACUCAAAGUAGAUACAAUUUUGAGAGCUAUCGAAGAUAGGCACUUCGAUUCUAAGGGUUUUCUCGGCAACAUCCAAGCUGAAAAUGUCUGUUGGGAGAUUGUACAAGAUAAGAGAGUACAGGAAGUUUUAAGGAAAGUUCCCAAGGAAGAGCAGAAGGAAGGAAGGAUAAGCAGGAGUUCAUACAAGGCUUCGAAGACACAAAGAGAUUGGAAGAAAGUAGUUGAAAAGCCUUUGAUAAAUUCGAUGUUUCUUGACUCUCUAAACGGAGAAACAACAUUUGCUUCAGGGUUGGUAUCGAAGUUUAUAGGAAACGUUGUCAACUAACUGUAUUUGCUGCCCAGGAAGAAGAAACAUACGUCAACGAAAGGUUUUCCAAAAGACACUUCUUUUUUUGAAAGUAAUGAUUUGCACCCUUCCUGGAGAGCAAAACGAUGGAGAAGAAAAUGGGAGUCAAGUAUAUGCUUCCAAGGCUGCCACAAGUAUUUUUGACCAG